Messenger RNA from Xyrauchen texanus (razorback sucker), 1663 nucleotides. Its product is annotated as proteoglycan 4-like. Bases 158 to 1456 code for a protein of 432 amino acids. Gene Ontology annotation, biological process: immune response. The transcript has 12 exons. NCBI's taxonomy places the organism in Eukaryota, Metazoa, Chordata, Actinopteri, Cypriniformes, Catostomidae. Gene Ontology annotation, molecular function: polysaccharide binding; scavenger receptor activity. The record is from RefSeq and is a predicted model, not a curated record.
AGUUUCAGUCCAACAGCAGAAAUCCAGCUGUCAUACGAUAUAAAAGAGACAAAGUAUCGAAGAACUGAACAAGGUGAGUUCACAAAGGCACUUCUAUUUGCAUAAGUACAGGUGUUCAUAUCAGUGUGCACGGAUCCAUUGUGAUAUCUGGGUUACCAUGACUGGAUCAACUCUGAUUUCAUCUCUCCUGACAUUGGCCUGCAUUCUCCUGCCAUUAUGUGCUGCUCAAGGUGGCUCAUGCAGGGGUCGGUGUGCUGAGUCGUUCAGGCGUGGGAGACAUUGUGACUGUGAUUCAGACUGUGUCCUCUACAACACAUGCUGCCCUGACUACCAUGCACAGUGUGACAAUACUAAAGAGUGUAUUGCGGUAUGCCUUGCAAACCAUCAAGGCCCAGAUGUCCUGAGAGAUGGAAACAGUGCUCUGGGUGGGAUAUAUAAUUUGAUGGCUCCAUCUCAGGCUCCAUCACUUGCUGGAGGCCUCUUCGCUCAGGUCAUUGAGCCUUUGAGCCCUUCUGACUUAUCAGAAUCAGGUCCUGCUCCAGUAGUUGGGCCAGUAGAAGCAGGUGUACCCUCCUCUGGGAAUCCCCUGACCAUCCCUGUACCUGUCGCUCUCACUAUCAGUGGACAAGGUGAUCAGAUAUCUAGUGGACCUGCCUUUGGUUCAAGCAGACCCAGCAGUAUCGCAGACAUUGCCCAAGCCAUGGGAGCAAACAACCCAGCGGGAUUAGAUGCAAGUUUGAAUCCUGACCUCUGCAGCGGCCUUCCUAUCGAUGGACUGGCAGCUCUCUUUAAUGGCUCCAUCAUAGUUUUCAGAGGUGACUUCUUUUGGCUGGUGAACCCCAAAACAAGAACAGCUGGCCCUACUCGUAGAAUCACUGAAGAGUUGGGUAUCCCUUCCCCGAUUGAUACUGCCUUCACUCGCUGCAACUGCCAGGGCAAGACCAUCAUCAUCAAGGGGGAUGAUUACUGGAGUUUUGAGAAUGGUGUAAUGGAGCUUGGAUAUCCCAGAUCAGUGUCUAGAGAUUUUGGUGGGCUCAAUGGUGAAAUCACUGCUGCUCUGCCUAUCCCUGCCACCAGAAAGAGACCAGAGGCUGUUUAUUUCUUCAAGAAAGGAGGAACAGCUCAGAAAUUCUCUUAUCCAUCUGGAAGUGGGCCGACUUGCAGUGGAAAGAGAUCUAAAAAUUCAUUCAACACCAAGAAUCAACAUGCUGGACAAGCAGAGAUCCAGUUGUCAGCAGUGAUCAACAUAAAUGCCAAGUGGAAGGGCUUCCCUACCCCUGUGACUUCAGCCUUGUCUAUGCCCAACCCCAAGAAAUCAGACGGUUUCGAUUACCUUGUUUUCUCUUGGCCUAAAGUCCUUAACAUCAAGAUCAGUGGUGAAGCGCUUACUUUGGCGGCCCCUGCCAGCAGUCCCUCCCAGCAGAAAGACAUCAGAAGCUGGCUCAACUGUCCCUGAAAAACCAGCACUAAAUGAACAAAACCAGCAUCUGCACGGCGAGAGAGAUUUCUCCAUUUAUUAGCAAAAUAAUAGAACAUAGUGUCAGGAUGAUUACUCACAAAAAUAUAAAACAACAAAUCUAAUCCAUUGUUUAAGUACACUGAAGGAAACUAAAUAUUAGAUGAAAAAAAAAAAAAGGGAAAAUAGCAGUAAACAGAUCUCAGA